ACCUCUCAUCACAUCUAUACUCUUGAACGAUACUGUCUAUACACAUAAAAUGUCUUCAAAACACCUUUCUCGUCUUCUUCUGCGCCCGACCAGACCAGUCGUCGCCUGUGGAGCUGGAGCUGGACCCUUGCGGAGCCCCGCGUGGAGUCGACAUCACUCAACCAAGCACCCGAAAGGAUUCGUGCCGCCGACAGAUGAGGAUUUGCUCCAGUUACGCGAGAGCGUGCAAGAAUUCACUCGUCGAGAAAUACCCGAAGAGGUUGCUGCGCGCACGGAUCAACAGAAUGAUUUUCCGGCUGAGAUGUGGAAGAAGCUUGGAGAGGCUGGCUUCCUAGGCGUGACUGCAGAUGAGGAAUACGGUGGUCUCGGAAUGGGUUAUCAGGCGCAUUGUACCGUCCUGGAAGAAAUCAGCAGAGCUUCAGGAAGUAUUGGUCUCUCCUACGCCGCACACUCACAACUAUGCGUCAAUCAACUCUCACUAAACGCCAAUGCCGAACAAAAAGCAAAAUAUCUUCCUGGGCUCAUUUCCGGAGACAAAAUCGGCGCUUUAGCCAUGUCUGAGCAUUCAGCUGGCUCAGACGUGGUUAGCAUGAAGACCACUGCCAAAGCUGUGGAUGGCGGAUGGUUGCUCAACGGGACAAAGAUGUGGAUUACAAACGGCCCGGAUGCAGAUUAUAUAGUAGUCUACGCCAAAACCGAACCCGAAAAAGCGUCCAAGGGAAUUUCUGCAUUUAUUGUAGAAAAAACACCCAAGGGCUUCUCAUGUGCACGCAAACUAGACAAACUUGGUAUGCGCGGCUCGAAUACAGGCGAACUCGUCUUUGAGGAUGUAUUCAUCCCCAAAGAGAAUCUGCUCGGUGAACUCAAUCGAGGUGUAAAAGUGCUCAUGGAAGGAUUGGAUUUGGAGCGGCUCGUUUUGAGUGCUGGGCCACUUGGAAUCAUGCAAGCAGCCCUCGACCUCGUGUUACCAUACACCCACAUAAGGAAACAAUUCAACACCCCCAUUGCACACAACCAAUUAAUCCAAGGAAAACUAGCAGACAUGUACACCAAACUCGCCGCCUCGCGAGCCUACACCUACGCAACCGCAAAAUCAAUCGAUGAGUCUAGCGCAGCACCAUCAGGAACCCUAAUCAGAACACAGGACUGUGCAGGCGCGAUUUUGUAUGCGGCAGAACGCGCGACGGAGUGCGCACUAGAUGCUAUUCAGUUGAUGGGUGGGAAUGGGUAUAUUAAUGAGAUUGCGGCGGGGAGGCUGUUGAGGGAUGCAAAGUUGUAUGAGAUUGGGGCUGGGACGAGUGAGAUUCGGAGGAUGGUAAUUGGCAGGGCUUUUAAUAAGGAGUAUGCUUAAAUCAGUCUGGGUGUAUAUAGAGAUUCAGUCCAUCUCAAUAACUUAAAGACCAAACUUCGGCUAAGCAGCCGUAUCAUGUUACGCAAUAUCCAGUUGGUUAG
Molecule: messenger RNA, 1452 nt
Organism: Talaromyces stipitatus ATCC 10500
Lineage: Eukaryota; Fungi; Ascomycota; Eurotiomycetes; Eurotiales; Trichocomaceae
Product: isovaleryl-CoA dehydrogenase IvdA, putative
Exons: 6
Coding region: 50-1351 (433 amino acids)
Biological process (GO): L-leucine catabolic process
Molecular function (GO): flavin adenine dinucleotide binding; 3-methylbutanoyl-CoA dehydrogenase activity
Source: RefSeq, a predicted model, not a curated record